AUGAUCACUGAUUACUACGAUCUUACAGCCUUGUUAAUAGCAGCAAUUGAUUCAGAAAGAGAUCCAGAGCUUACAAUCGAAUGUGCAAAAUUAUUGAUGAUGAAAAGAUACAUUCCAUACAGAAUUCGACUACAAUUAUUCCAAAUGGACAUCAAUAAUCUUUCGGUUACUUCGAAACAGACAUUAUUUUCAAUAUUAUCCGAUUUAAAUAAAAUCCGCACAAAUUUUGACGACAUACAAGAUGUUAUCUCAGUCAUAGAGAACAAGAAACAGAUGACUAAGAUAUAUUUAUAUGCGUUCGUCAACACUUUACUUGAAUCUCAGUCACAAUUACAGAAAGAAGUUUGCGUAAUCAACUACGCAGUAUCUACACAUGAUUACAGGGUCAUGGCGAUGUAUAACAUCCAACAUUCGAUGCUUUGUCCCGAAAUAAUUAAUAGUUAUAUUGAUUAUUUGCUCAAAAUCGGCGGGAAUUACAUCCAAGCUACUAAGAUUGUCUCUAGUAUUAGUUCUAUCCGUAAUUCUCUCAUUAAAAUCAAUGAUUCAACACCUUUGUUGAAAUUUUCUGAUUCAAAAAGCCGUUUAGAGAUAGAUUUGCCAAAUGGAAGUGAAUUAAUAAGUAAUCAGAAGACUCUGGAGAUAGUUCCGAACUGGGGAUUGCGAUUGAUCAUUUUGGUGUCGAUUUUAUUAGUAAUUUUUAUUUAUUUUCCAGUUUUGACACUAGAAAACAUCGAACACUCGAAGACACUCAAAAAUAAUGAGUAUUUCAGACACGACCACUCCCCACCUUAUUAUAUAUCAUCCUACACGGUCAAAAAUAUUUACUCUUAUUUCAAAAUUUACAACGUCACUUUUGAUCCGAAAAUUUUGUCACUUUUAACAUUACAGGGCUAA
This is a messenger RNA of Trichomonas vaginalis G3, 894 nucleotides long. RefSeq lists its product as uncharacterized. The transcript has a single exon. The record is from RefSeq and is a predicted model, not a curated record. NCBI's taxonomy places the organism in Eukaryota, Parabasalia, Trichomonadida, Trichomonadidae. The coding region runs from base 1 to 894 and encodes 297 amino acids.